GUUCCGUAUCAGCUGUCACCAGCUCAUUAGCGAAGCAAAAAUCGAACAAAAUUUUCUCCAGCUAGACAAAGUAUUUCAAAUUUAAGUUAACACACAAUAAUGGUUUGCGUACCUUGCUUUAUCAUUCCGGUGCUGCUGUUCCUGUGGCACCGCUUCGUGCAGCCCAUCGUGCUACGUUACUGGAACCCCUGGGAGAAGAAGGACGAACACGGUAAUGUGAUCAAAGCGGGUCCGGAGUUUCCGUUCCAGUGCAAGGGAGGUGUUUGCCCUUUCCCGGUCAAGGACAAGGCCACCAAAGAACCGUUAGCAGCUGGAGCAGGAAGUGAAAACGCGACCGCUGCUGAAAGUUGUUCUGCGUCUGAAGAAACUAAAAAGAGUCAGUAACAGUGGACGGAUCUGGUCAUGGUGUUAAUUCUAGUUGUUGAUUUCCGGGAGCAGGGGAGAUUUAGAUUAGGAAGAGGAAGUCGUCAAUCGGGUUCGAGUUUUUAUUUUAUUUGAGAAAUUUUGAAUAAAAUUGAGAUUGAUGUAAAAACAAA
This is a messenger RNA of Uranotaenia lowii, 536 nucleotides long. RefSeq names its product UPF0729 protein AAEL015238. The record is from RefSeq and is a predicted model, not a curated record. Lineage: Eukaryota; Metazoa; Arthropoda; Insecta; Diptera; Culicidae. The transcript has a single exon. The coding region runs from base 100 to 384 and encodes 94 amino acids.